AUGCAUCUUCAAGCAAGAUCAAAGAUAUCACAAACCUUAAAAUCCUUCACUUAUGCAAAUAAGGUAUUUAGUAGUACUCGUAUUAAUUCUGUUUCACGUGCUUAUUGUUCCUUUAAACCACCCCUUGAUUUCCAAAACCCUAAUGAUCACUUAUUAACCUUUGAUCAUUUCUGCAAAGACCGAAAACUUAAAGAAGCAGUAAAGACUUUGGGUUUACUUGAACAACACAACGUGUCGGUUGAUAUACCUAGAUAUAUGUUUUUGAUGCAUGAAUGUGGUGAAGCUAAGGCACUUGAAGAAGCUAAGUAUGUCCAUGAACAUAUCACAAGAACGUCGGUAGUAGAUGUUCUUGAUGUUCGUGUUUGUAACGUAAUCUUGGAGAUGUAUGCCAAGUGUGGGUCGAUGGAAGAUGCAUAUAAGUGGUUCAAUAAUAUGACUCAACGAAAUUCGACAUCAUGGAAUACCAUGAUAACAUGGUUUGCUAAAAAUGGUUGUGGUGAAGAUGCGAUAGAUAUGUUUACAGAGUUUAAAAAAUUAGGGUUAAAGCCGGAGAAGGAGAUGUUUUUUGGCGUGUUUAGUGCGUGUGGUGUGUUGGGAGAUAUGAAAGAAGGGUUGCUGCAUUUUGAGUCGAUGAGGAAGUGUUAUGAUAUUGUUCCGUCUAUGGAUCAUUAUAAGAGUGUAGUGGAUAUGUUAGGGAGUGCGGGGUAUUUGAAUGAAGCGUUGGAGUUUAUUGAGAAAAUGCCUAUGGAGCCGAGUGUGGAAAUUUGGGAAACCAUGAUGCAUAAUUGUUGGGUUCAUGGAGAUAUAGAAUUUGGAGACCGUUGUGCUGAGAUCAUAAAGGCUUUAGAACCUUCUCGUUUGGAUGAACAGUUGAAGGCAGGUCUUAUACCGACUAAACUUCAUGAGUUUAGAGCUAGAGAUACAUCUCAUCCUGAUCAUGUGAAGUUAUUUAAUCAACUUAGAUGCUUAAAAGGACCUAUGAAAGAGGUCGGGUAUGUUCCCCACCUUAAAUGUGUACUUCAUGAUAUCGACCAAAAAAGCAAGGAGGGGGGUCUUCCACCACAUAGUGAACUACUUGCUUUAUCUCGGGAACUAUUGACAAGCCCACCUCGUGCACCAAUACGCAUAAUAAAAAAUCUCCGCAUUUGUAUUGAUUGCCAUGAUGCAUUGAAGAUUGUUUCUAAGUUGGCUGGAAGACUAAUUGUUGUAAGGGCUAAUAAAAGGUUUCAUCAUUUCGAAGAUGGUGUAUGUUCUUGUGGAGAUCUCUGGUGAUAGUAUAUAUUCUUUUGCUAAAC
This is a messenger RNA of Erigeron canadensis, 1295 nucleotides long. RefSeq names its product pentatricopeptide repeat-containing protein At4g32450, mitochondrial-like. Gene Ontology annotation, biological process: RNA modification. Gene Ontology annotation, molecular function: RNA binding; zinc ion binding; protein binding. The record is from RefSeq and is a predicted model, not a curated record. The transcript has a single exon. The coding region runs from base 1 to 1272 and encodes 423 amino acids. NCBI's taxonomy places the organism in Eukaryota, Viridiplantae, Streptophyta, Magnoliopsida, Asterales, Asteraceae.